Molecule: messenger RNA, 1134 nt
Organism: Echinostoma caproni
Lineage: Eukaryota; Metazoa; Platyhelminthes; Trematoda; Plagiorchiida; Echinostomatidae
Source: the annotation of a GenBank genome assembly
AUGGGAGGGUUUGCUAUAUUGGCCGGCAGAUCACGCAUCUGGCUGACUACACUAAACAGCAUCAGUCUUGUCGUUUGCGGUGGGAUAAGCAUCGGAGCCGAGUGCAGUGCCAGUCUCGUAUGUGCAACCUUGACAAUGGGUUUACGAGAUCGAAAAUUAAAUUUGUUAAAAUCCCAAUGGACAUGUACAACAGAAGGACGAAUGGACGGGCAUGGCCCCGGGGCGCUAGUCGACCGCAUGGUUGUCUACUUUUCGGAUCAGGCUCACAGUUCCGUCUCUCGAGCCUGUCACAUUGCCAUGGUACGUUGUCACGUGAUACCCACCACAUCAGUUGGGAAAUGCCGCGUUUUUGAAGCACGCAAAUUGGCAGAGGCAAUAGCUGCGGACGUCGAACACGGAUUUGUACCAAUUAUGUGCGUUGCAUCCAUGGGAACCACAAACACGUGCGAAUUUGAAAAUCUAGUUGACCUGGGUGAAGUGUAAUUUUUUACCGUUGUGCGAGUCAUUUUAUACUUUGCAUCCUAUUUGGUUCUGUCUGAGCUCGUCGUGCACCGUACAGGGCUCUACACAUNUACACAUGAUGUUUGGCUACACGUGGAUGCUGCCUACGCUGGUUCCGCACUCUUGUGUCCAGAAUAUCGACAUUUCGGGAAAGGAAUGGAGUUUGCCGACUCAUUCUGCUUCAAUCCCCACAAAUUAAUGCUAGUCAAUUUCGAUUGUUCCAUACUGUGGCUCCGUGAUUAUCGUGUUCUGUCCGAGACGUUCCGAGAAGAUCCGGUCUAUUUAAGGGAUACUUGUGACAGUAUGCCCGAGUACAGAAAUUGGAGCAUCAAUCUUGGACGUCGUUUUCGUGCGUUGAAACUGUGGUUCGUCAUGCGCAUGUUCGGUUUGGAGCAUAUCAGAAAUCUGAUCCGUCUGGGUGACAAUACACGGACGAUGGCCUUGCAGGAGGCGUUGAUGAAAAAAGGUAAAAUCUUUCUGGUCGCCGGUUCUCUUCCCCCGACCGAUUCCAACGCAGAUAAACUGUAUUUUCUUCGAUUCGUAUGCAAUUUACAGACACAGGUGGAUGAUGUGGAGUUCGCAUUUUCAAUCUUGAGUGAAACAACCACUGAAGUGCUAAACCAGAUCGAUUAA